AUGACACAAAGUAUGAUAUCAGAAAGGAUACAAAGAUCACAGUCUCCCGUUGAUGUGAGCUUAGCGUUAAGUGAAGAUUCAACAAUAACGAUAACAGAACUCAACAACCGAAACGGUGCCCAAUUCAAUGCCAAUUCCAUCAAUGCAACACCUGUUAUGAGAAGGAGACGAAGUCAAAUGAGUGGAGUACGGCAAAGAAAUUAUCGAAUAUUGGAUCAGAAUGAAUCCAAAUACAUUCUACAACAGCAGACUGCAGCUGCGAUGGAAGAGAAGAGAGGAACGUUACUCAGACGGAAAAGCAGCAAAAAACUAAUUGAACCUGUGCCAAUGAUAAUCACCCCUCCGGUACUGAUGGCUCGAACGCAGUGCUGUGCGGUUUGCAAAAAAGAAAAAAGCAGUGGUUACGCAGUUUCAACACGAACACAAUCGUAUCCCGUGGAAGCAAUGUCUUCAGCUUCGACUGAUCGGGCAACCGAAGAGGAGACCGCGCGAUUGUCAUUCGUUUCAUCAUCAACUGGAUACAGUAGUGCAAGAUCUUCUCUUCGCAGUUCUGACGGUGGAGAUGAAUCCAACAAUAACUCUGCUGGAAAUCGAGAUAGCGCCAUCUCGACUACCUUCUCAUUGUCAUCGCAAUCAUCUGCUCGACGAUCAGCUCUUCUUACAAAAGGAUCAUUGACGCAUUUGGAUCGAAUUGCAAUUGAACUUUUAGAUACUGAAAGAACAUAUGUGGAGGAUCUGAAUGCUGUUAUCAAGGGUUAUAUGGACUUUUUGGUUGAAGAUAGAGAACGACUCAAAGUUACACUCGAUGCGAUUUCUUCUCUAUUUGGUUGCAUCGAACGGAUUUUCGCGUUCAACAAGCAGCUGUACAAUCAACUUGAUUCUGCAGAUUUAGAUUGUGUCAAAAUGAGCCGAUGCUUCGUGGACAACUGUGGAAAGUUCGAGGAUUACAUUGAGUACUGCACAAAUUACCAUCGAAUGAUGUCUACUCUCUAUCAUUUACAACAACAACCCCUCGUUGCCAAAGCUCUUCAAGAACGUCAACAGGCUUUGAAUCAUUCACUUCAAUUAUCAGCUUAUCUUCUGAAACCAGUUCAACGUAUUUUGAAAUACCAUCUGUUUUUGGAGAAUAUUCUAAAGAACAUGCCAUCUACAACGCAUCCAGAAGAAUUGAAUCAAGUGAAAAAAGCCCAUGAAGUGAUGACAUCUCAAGCCGCUCGGAUCAAUGAUGAGAAGAAAAAAGCAGAACAUAUUGAAAGAGUUGGACAGUUGCAAUCGACACUCCAGAAAUGGAAAGCAGAUGAGAUUCAAAUAAGUAAUUUGUCUGCGUAUGGAGAUCUAUUGUUGGAAGCAUCUUUCCGUCAAGCUGGUUCCAAAACCAUGCGACUAUUGUUCCUCUUCGAGGAAAUGUUGCUAAUUGUCAAGCAGCGAGGAUCAAACUAUGUUUGCAAGGAUUACAUUAUGGUGUGUUAUUUGAUUUUGGAUGUUCUAUUCAAUGAUUUAAAUAUUCAGUGUUCCAAUUUGAUGCUAAACGAAUGGAUUUGUCCAGAAGAACCAUUGAGCUUCCAAGUGUUGUCUUUUGACAAUCCACGUGCUCAAUAUGUGUUCUUGGCAUCUUCAAUGGAACAAAAACGGACAUGGAUGCAAGAAUUGAAGCGUAUGAUGUUGGAUCACUAUUCUGUAGAGAUUCCUGAAAAGACAAAACAGUUGAUGCUCAGCAUUGACAACACGAAAGUCGUUCCGUUUGGCAGACCAGAAUUUGCUGAAGUCUCAAUGAAAAAUCAUAAGAAAGUUCCGAAAUAUCUGGAGAAGAGAAGAAAAUCAGUAGAUGCAAAGGAGGAAAGCAGCCGAAGAAGAAGCUUGUCAGCCUCCAGGCUACUGGGUGGCAGUAAAACUUCAAUUUCGGAGCCAAUCAGAGAAGAACAGAAGUGCACUUGUCACAUGAACGGAGGAAUUUACAAUGGAGCAAAUCCAACCACUUCGAGAUCAAUUACGCAUUCAAUGCUAACCCAUCAGCAAUCUCAUCCAACUUUACCGGAAUCUAACUAUCACCGUCCACCAGUGUGUCGAACUCAAUCCGCCGCAACUAUUGACCUCAACCAGGUCAACAUUACUGAGCCGACAUCAGCGGCGGUAUUAUCAUCCAGAAGUCGAUAUCAGCAAGCCAGAAAUCGCCGGCUUCCACCUCGUCACAACCAAGAGUCACGGUCCACAUCCAGCCGUCGUCUUGGAGAUGAGGAAAUCGAUAGAACUUUUGACCAGCUCUAUGAAGAAUUGGUGUCCUUCGGAGACUCUACAAAGCAAACGAGCACUUCGGUGACAAACACACAAAACCACAGGCUACGCCUCAAAUCGGAAGCACCGCCGAGUACGGUAACCACCAUUACAGUAUCUGCGACUCCAGCAACUGCAACACUUUCAGUUGCGGAAUGCGCGAAUACCAGACUUCGUUCGAAAUCUCUUACGCGGUUGGAUGAGUACGAGGCGGAACCGAUUUGCCUGAAACCAAGUAUCGAGAGAAGAUAUUCGAAAGUAGAUCAGUUGAAAAAGCGAUCGAGAAAAUAUCAAGUGAACCAGGAACCCGAAGCUGCUGAUGUUUUGCGUCCAAGCGUUGGAAGAUUCUCAUUAACGGAUCACGAAAUCAUUAUUCAUGGAGAGGAGCCCUACAAACGAAAUUCCGGACGCCAACGUACUCCUCUGACCGCACAACAAGCCGCUGAACUCGACGACUACUUUCCAUCAUCCUCAAUGAAUUCGACUUCACAAUCUUGCUCCAGCAGUGCAACGCCAUCACUAACGUCUAUAAUUCGACAGUAUGAAAAUGCUUAA
Messenger RNA from Caenorhabditis briggsae, 2826 nucleotides. It is a transcript of the gene Cbr-uig-1, whose product is annotated as Protein CBR-UIG-1. Gene Ontology annotation, biological process: intracellular signal transduction. The transcript is spliced from 14 exons. The coding region runs from base 1 to 2826 and encodes 941 amino acids. The record is from RefSeq and is a predicted model, not a curated record. Lineage: Eukaryota; Metazoa; Nematoda; Chromadorea; Rhabditida; Rhabditidae. Gene Ontology annotation, molecular function: guanyl-nucleotide exchange factor activity.